AUGGAAAAUACAACAACACCAAAUAAUCAAUCAAGAAUGAAAUUAGGGUACAAUGAAAUAAUGAUAACAUCAAUGUACUUUAAUGAUAUUAAUGAUUUUAUUAAUUUAGAAAUAGGAAUUAAAAGAUUUCAAGGAAAUAUGGAAAGAUUUCAUUUUAAUCCAAUUCCUUUAAAUGAAUAUUCAAGAAAAUUCUUUCCUAACAUUGAAACAUUUCAUAUUUAUAAUAGAAAUAAUGAGAUAUUUAAUGAUGGAAGAAUAUUUAAAAAAAUAAUAUGGUAUAAAGUAGAAUAUUCAACAUAUUUACAAGAAAAAGAAUCCGGAAAUAUCUGUAAAAAUAUAGAAUAUACAGAUAAAGAUAAAGAUAAGUAUGGAACUACAAUACCAUCAGAAGUUAAUUCACUUGGAAAUUUUUGCUUUUGUAAUUGUAAAGAAUUAACAAGAAUUGACAUACCAACGACAGUUAGUGAAAUAGGAAAAUAUUGUUUUAAAUAUUGUAGAUCAUUAAUAUCAAUUAAUAUACCAACAACAAUAAGUAAAAUAGGGUAUAGAUGUUUUAAUGGAUGUUCAUCAUUACCAACAAUUAAUAUACCAUCAACAAUUAGUGAAAUAGGAGAUGGGUGUUUUAGUUGGUGUGAUUCAUUGUUAAGAAUUAAUAUACCAAUGGCAUUAAGAGAAUUCGGGGAUGAUUGUUUUGAUUGGUGUUUGUCGUUAACGAGUAUGAAUAUAGACAAUAUCAAAUUUAUCAGUGAAAAAAGGAUAUUUAUGAAUGAACCAGUGUUAGUUAGUAUUGAAAUACCAAAAAAUAUACAAAGAAUAAAUGGAGCGAAGAUAAAAAAGAAAGAUAUUAAUGAAUUUAUUAUUCCAACUACAAUUACUAAACUAGGAUGGAAAUGUUUUGAAUAUUGUACAUCAUUAACAUCAAUUGACAUACCAACAACAAUUAGUUUAAUUCCAUAUUACUGUUUUCAUAACUGCUUUUCAUUAAGUAAUGUUGCUAUACCAACAACAGUAACUGAACUAAGAAAAGAGUCUUUUCAUGAAUGUUCAGAAUUAAGUAAAAUUAGUAUACCAAGAACAGUUAGUAAAAUAGGAAAUAAUUGUUUUGAAAGUUGUUCAUCAUUAACAAGUGUUUAUAUACCAACGUCUGUUAGACAAAUGGGAUAUGGUUGUUUUAGUUAUUGCACCUCAUUAUUAUUCAUCAAUAUACCAAAAACAGUUAGUGUAUUAGGAGAAAAAUUUUUUUAUCAAUGCUCAUCAUUGACAUCAAUUAACUUACCAUCAUCAAUUAAGAGAUUAGGAAAUAAAUGUUUUUACAACUGUAUAUCAUUAACGUCCAUCACUAUACCAACUUCAGUUAGUAUACUAGGAAAUAGUUGUUUUGAAUGGUGCAGCUUAUUAAAUACUAUUGAUAUUCCAUCAUCAGUUAUUAAAAUGGGAAAUAGUUGUUUUUAUGGGUGUAGAUCACUUACUAGUGUUGUUCUUCCUACAACAAUUACUGAAAUUGGAAGUUAUUGUUUUAAUGGAUGCUCAUCACUAAAAUUAAUUAACAUCCCAACAACAAUUUCAUCUUUUGGAGUUAGGUGUUUUGUUGGUUGUGAUAAAUGUAAAGUGUUAAGAGAGAAUGAAAAAAUACCAAAGGAAUGCUUUAUAGAUAACUUUGAAAUAUUUAGAAAAGAAUAA
Entamoeba dispar SAW760 is the source of this 1680-nucleotide messenger RNA. RefSeq lists its product as uncharacterized. The transcript has a single exon. The record is from RefSeq and is a predicted model, not a curated record. Lineage: Eukaryota; Evosea; Mastigamoebida; Endamoebidae. The coding region runs from base 1 to 1680 and encodes 559 amino acids.